Chlamydomonas reinhardtii is the source of this 2915-nucleotide messenger RNA. RefSeq lists its product as uncharacterized. The record is from RefSeq and is a predicted model, not a curated record. Lineage: Eukaryota; Viridiplantae; Chlorophyta; Chlorophyceae; Chlamydomonadales; Chlamydomonadaceae. Bases 86 to 1912 code for a protein of 608 amino acids. The transcript is spliced from 3 exons.
AGGUAGGGCAAGAGCAGUUAGCUGGAACCGCGAGCCCUUGGUUGGCAUGCCUGUCGCCUUCUGAGAAGUUAAUGGGCAUAACAAGAUGUCAAAUAAUAACACGCCAGCGGCUCCACCUGGAAACAGGCAUCUCAUCAAGCGCAUUUCGGAGCUCUUUGAGAAACAGCAAGAUGCAGACUGCCGCAUAGUGUUUGUGCUGGACCGCACAGCAAUUGCUGAGGCCGGCUCCUCGCAAAGCAGUCCUCCAACAUCCGCGGAAUGCGCAGGCGUUGGCUCGCUGUUAGCGCACUCUUGGGUGCUGCGAUACGCCAGCGACGACUUUGCAACAAAGAUGGUAUGGGAAGCCAGGAGCACCGAGCCGCCCGCCAAGCGGCAGAGAGCGGAGCCGACUGCUGGCACGUCCGCUGCGCCGCAGCCGCUCCCGGAGUUGCGCGUAACGGUGAGCACCGCGGACGACGUGCCCUGCGCCAUCGCGGCCAUCAAAUUUGCCUACACGGGCCUGUUGGAGGCGCGCAGCAUCACAGAGGCGCUGCAGGUGCGGUGGCAGGCGGACGCAAUGGGCAUCCAGGGCUGCGUGGAGGCGUGCCUGCAGGCGAUCAAGGAGAAGCUGCAGGCAGCGCCGACCACUGCUGGCGCUGCUGGCGCUAACGGCGCUAACGGCGCUAACGGCGGUGCAGCCGGGUCCUCGGGAGCCGCGGCAACUGCUGCUCCUGAUGGUGGCGGCGCCGGUGGCGGUGGCGGGCCCAGCAGCGCCGGCGGCGCAGCAUCGGGCUUGUCGGAGCUGCCGGCGGUGGAGUUGUACCGCUGCCCAGGGCUGUGGCCGGACGCGCAGAAUCACCCUGACUUUGCUGCCUUCACGGAUCUGCGGGCGGAGGCCAAGCGGCAGCUGGUGGCGCACUUCGGGGACGCGCUGUCAGUGUUGAACAACGAGCAGCUGUACUUUCAAAUGCGUGCGCUACCGGCGUUGGGGCUGGAGGCUCUACUGGAGUCGGACGACUUUGGCACCGACAGCGAAAGCAGCGUGCUGGCGCUGCUGGCCGCGUGGAUGGCUGCCAAGUACGACAGUACGGACGCCGAAAUGCGGCAGCGGCUGUGCAACCUGAUCCGGCUGGUGCAGUGCAGCCAGACGUACCUCAGCCUGGUCGUGCCCGCCCUGGCUUUGGCCCACCACGACCACCGGGACAGCCAGGCCGGCUGGUUUCCCAUUGAGCCGGCGCAGGCCAACUGGUUCACGCUUUACGCGAACGCAUCUGGCGCCAUGAAGGAGGCUCUGUGGAAACACCGCCCUCAGAGCGGUGGUGUACCGGACGCCUGGUUGAGCCAGCAGCCGCGGCGGCAAUGUUUGCCGAAGGAUGGGCGUGUCUACAAAUUGAGCUGUAGCCGCGAUGAGCUUGCGGCGGUGUUCGGCGGCCUUGAGCGGGAGCAGCGGGGCUGGGUCGGCAUGCGUGUAAAGGGCACGCCGAUUAUGGAAAGGUCCCUUCACGCCAUGGGGGUGCCGUGGCGUGUCCUCAUCAGCCAUAUUCAAGGCAAGGGCACCGCUGGGCUGUAUGUCAAGCCCAUGAUGCCUAGUGUCGCUUUCGGUGAGGGCAUUGCACACCUGGAAAAACUGAUGGCUGGCAAGCCGGCGCUGAUGCCACAAAUGUGCGUUACGCUACAGCGCGUCAACGGACUGCGGCGCCAGAUCUUUUCGAUUGACAACAAGCUCGGGUCCUUCGGGCGCACUCGGGGACACUCCAGUAUGUUGGUACUCGCUCCUGAGCCCGCGGAGGCGCAGGCGCUGCAGGGGCAGCAGGGGCAGCGGGCACGUGGGGAGGCGGCUGUGGAGGCGCAGUGGGUGGGGUACCUGGCGGACGGCAACAUCCACGGUACCAUCACCUUGCUGCCAUCCAGUGCACAAGGCGCAGCGGCUUAGGCUGUCUGUGCGCGGUCCAACCUGGCAUGGCUGUGCGUAGAUUGCAUGUGUCUCUGGGAUUCGAGUAAGUUACGGUAGAUGACACGGAAUCAGGGAGUGAAAUGGUGGCAUGAUUUGAAGCACCGGGCCAGGAUGGAAAAGCGUCGUAGUGUGGCUGGCAUGUUGCUGCAGUCGGUAUGCAGCAGGCAGGCGGCGGAUGCUGCCAGGUUGUUGAUUGGGAGAAGUGCUGUCGAUUCAUCAGGUGACAGUCGCGGUGGGCUUCAGAACAGUGACAUGCAUGAAGCAAGCAGGGCUUGGUAGCAUAGUGGGUUGCUGAAGGACUGGGCAGAGCGGCGUGUAUGCCACGAGCAUGCGUGUACGUGAUCGGCUGACUGGCACUAGGAGCUUAGAGCGUGCUACCGUGACAGGUGUUGGACUCUGCAACGAGCGUUAGCCUUGCACGGCAUAUGGAGAGGCGGCGGCGGGUGUAAGCGAACUCACAUUUUAUCCAAGAAACCGCACAUAUCAAAUUGAGCGCGGACGUGGGACUGGGGUCCUCACUGCGCCGUAAUGUUACCAAGGCUCCGUGUACCGUAUGGUCGGCGGGCGCAUUGCUAUGGCGUGUUAGAGGGCUGCGAUGGCGUCUUAGAGACUUGCUAUGGCGCCUUAGAGACUUGCUAUGGCUUAAUGUGCUCUUGGAAGGGCUAUCAGGAGGUGCCUGCACGAGGUGUCCGAGAAGGCUGAACAGGGGUAGGUGGGGGUGCGUUCAGUGUGGAGCUGGCUGGCAAAGCUGGAGGCAUCUGGUGGGUUGCAUUGGACCUGCAAUUCGGGCCCAUGCUGGGUCAUAGUGUCGCUAGGCUCGGUGCGCUGCAUGGCGGCGUUGUGUCGCAGAGAAAUCGCCCAAUGAGGUGACGCAGAGGCAUAGAUUUGAUGCUCGGCUAGGGAUUCGUUUUGUACAUUCACGCUCCGCAUCCAGGGUGGAAGCAGGUUCGUGGAAGCGCUUCAUCUGUAAAUGAUUAAAACC